AUGAAGCACUGAGUUCCCUGUGAAGGAUGUCAGGGUGUGAAAUUCUUCUAUGGAUAUGGGUUUACAGAGGCACUUGGACUGUAUCUGGCCAAAGCUGCUGUUAAUUUCUUUCUUCGUGGGGUAGAUUUUAAUGUAUCUGCUCCAAAGCACUUCCAGGAAUGGGGCAGACACAAUUUCUUUGGGCAACCUGUGCCAAAGCAUCCUGACCCUCACAUGGAAUAUUUUCUUCCCAACACCAAUCUAAGCCUGCCAUGUCACAGUGUGAAGCCAUUCCCCCUUGUCCUUUCAUUCAAGGCCCUUGUGCCAAGCCCCUCUCCAGCCCUUUUGGAGCUGGAUGGAAACUUGCAUUUAUUAAAUGUUUUGCCAUAUGCCAGGUCAGGUCUUACAGCAUCUUCUGCCUUCUGCCAAACUGGGGCUUCACACAAAUCUUCAGUCUCAUGUUUCUUUUUCACCUGCAACACUUCCAUGUGUUGCUCCCUGCAUCAGGAACUCUUGUCCCUGUUAAACCAACAGCUGCUUUCUGAGUAUUUUGCUUUGUAGCUAAUGAUAAUAUUUUGUAGUUUCUCUCUUUCUCUCCCUCACUGUUUUGGAGAGCUGGACUGUUUAACACCUUGCAUUGCACCAGGGAUGUAUUCCUCUACUCAAGCAUAUAACACAGAAGAGAGGCAGAAGAAUCUCCUCAGGACACAAAUACUCAAACACUGUGUCCCAGCCAUGUUUGGCAGUGGUGCUGCUGUAGCCUUGGGCUGCCUCAGUUCUUCCUGCUCCAACGUGAGGCUUACAUGUUCCCUGCUGGGUUCUGCCCACACCUUUGGCUGGUGUGAAAAACCGUGGCUUGUGGCUGUGGGUCCUGAUGUCCUGCCUCCCUGAGGUGCACCCCUGCCUGCUCUGCUUCGGGCCCCCCCUCCAGCGGGCACGGCUUUGCCGUGACAUUACUGGAGCCUUUGCCGAUAACCCCAAACAGAAAGAAUGCCAUGAGGCCCUUGUUGAGGCUGCUCAACCACUUGCCUCCGUCACUGUAGGGUCAGGACAGCGUGAGGAACUUCGGGAAAUCAUCAUGGAUGCUAUGAUUUUUUUAGAGGAGCAAAGGGGCAAGAAGCCCCUGAACGAGACUCUGCAGGAAGCUGUCAACACAAUCUGGACAAAGCUGAAUCAGCUGGGGGAAGUUCCAGCCUGCAUCCCACCCUGUGGAUUCCAGCCAGCUGCCCGUGUCUUCCAGUGUGCUACCUGCAGCCUCGUGGACUGUCAGUUUGCCCUGGACUGCCCAGUGCAGGACCUGUGGACCUACACGGAUGAAACCAUUGUGCUGCGCUGCAACGUGCCUUUCCACGUCCCCAGUAGCCUGCCCGUCACCUGGAUGUUUGCCCCCAAUCUGCGCACACAGGACAUGACACUGUUCAAGGAGCUGAAGGGGAAUCCAGAGAAGCCCUUCAGUCUGACCAUUGAGGAACCUGCUCCAGGAACCGUUGCCUGUUGCCUGGGGGAGCCUUCCAAGCCCAUUAUCCGCAAGUUCUUCUACCUCAAUGUAUCAGAGGGAAGUGUGGAGGAAGAGAAAGGACUCCAGGCUGUGUUCAGCACUGUGCUGCAUGGACGCCAUGACAAGACCCCCGUGCCCCACACACCAACCAUGGGGCUGGCUCUGGCUGUCGGCUCCAUGGCAUUCAUUCUGCUGCUGAUACGUGCCACAGAUGCGGACAUCAGGAUACCCAAGAGGAUUCAGAAUCCUCAGAUUCACCGUAGGGGACUUCAGCAUGUGGAUCCACCCCACAGGACCAGCAUUUCUGCAAUUGCUUUUCUUGUGUUGGGAAUAGUUUUAAAACAGAAAUACAGAGUUCUGAAAACCUGGGUUGUGCUUGUGAUAGAAAUAGUGGGUUCUUGGGCUUGCAAACAUUAAAACUGGGUACUGGGCAGCAUUUUCUUUCCCUGUGUGGACAUUCCAGCU
Messenger RNA from Cyanistes caeruleus (blue tit), 1942 nucleotides. The record is from RefSeq and is a predicted model, not a curated record. NCBI's taxonomy places the organism in Eukaryota, Metazoa, Chordata, Aves, Passeriformes, Paridae.